Molecule: messenger RNA, 998 nt
Organism: Sitophilus oryzae (rice weevil)
Lineage: Eukaryota; Metazoa; Arthropoda; Insecta; Coleoptera; Curculionidae
Product: ATP synthase mitochondrial F1 complex assembly factor 2
Exons: 5
Coding region: 183-977 (264 amino acids)
Biological process (GO): mitochondrial proton-transporting ATP synthase complex assembly
Cellular component (GO): mitochondrion
Source: RefSeq, a predicted model, not a curated record
ACCGUUGACGUGCCGUUGACCGUUUGACGGUUGUGUAUGUUUACAUCACAUUACUCAUUUACAAUUUACAUCUUUUAUUUUAUGGAUCCAGGGGCUUCCGGGGGUUAAAAUAAUAUUCUUGAUAGUGAUAACAAGGUGAUAACUGUAUUGCAAUUUUGCCAUCAUUGUAUGCUAUUUUAAGGAUGUCUCUAUGCAGCGUUGUUAAAUGUGGAAGACAAGUUUUCUUUAGGACAUUUGCAACUCGAAGCCGGUUCUAUAAAAGUACGGGUAUAUUAAAAAGUGAUGGAAAGUAUGAGAUAAUCUUAGAUCAACGGAAAUUAAAGACACCAAAUGGUAAAUUAUUUACAGUGGACAGUGAGCCUUUGGCUUUAGCAGUUGCGACUGAAUGGAAUGCUCAGAAAAACAAAAUAGUACAAAGCAAUAUGCAUAUUACAACAUUAUGUAACACCAUAAUUGAUAACCCUAAUAAUUUUGGAAAGUUGGAUAUAGUUAAUUAUAUUGUAAAUUAUCUAGAUACCGAUACUGUUUUAUUUCAAGCAAAUGAGGACGAAGAUUUAUUAAGAUUUCAAAUAGCAGAAUGGGACCCGAUUAUAGAAUGGUUCAAUAAAAAAUUUAAUGUAUCUGUAAAAAAAUCUGUUCAAAUGGAUGUUUCACCAGUUAGUGAUAAUGAUAAAGCAAAGAUAAUGAGACAUUUAAUGUCCUACAAUUUUGCUGCAGUAAAUGGGUUUAUGUAUGGCGUUGACACGUUAAAAUCAGUAAUUUUGACAUUGGCUUUAAUUGAUAAGUUUUUAACACCAGAAAAGGCAGUCCUUUUGUCUAGAUUAGAAGAAGAAUAUCAAACUGGAAGAUGGGGCCGUGUUGAGUGGGCACACGAUUUAAAUCAACAGGAAUUACAAUCUCGGUUGGCUGCUGUAAUGAUCUUUGUAUAUUUCAAUUCCCAACACCGAAAUAUACAAGAAAAAAAUACAACUAAAUAGACAUUUAUUAUAUACAUAUAA